AAGGUAAAGUCUUCACUUGAAAUCAUCGAAGAGUAGGAGCCAUUUCUUGUAUUUUGCUUUUGGAUAAAAACAGAAUUCUAAAAAGAGAAGGAUUUAAUGCUCUUGCAAUAUGUGGAUUAUCAUCCUUUUCCAGGUACUUAUGAGAGCCUUAAGAGAUUUCAAUUUGCCUAAAAUAGUGACACAUUAUAUUCUAAUUUUCAUGGACCUGAUCAGUGACCUGUUUCCAGCUCUGGAUGUUCUGAGAAAGAAGAGCCUACGAUUUGAACAGAUUGUUAAACAAUCUACCCUGGAGCUUUACUUGCAGCCUGAAGAGAGCUUUAUUCUCAAAGCUGUUCAGCUGAAGGAACUACUGGCAGUGUGUUGCUCUGUGUGUGUUGUUGGAAAUACAUGGACCAGAAAGAAUGAGAUGCUGAAAGUUCUUCAUCACACAUACAUGAACAUGAAAGAAAAACCUGUGCAGAAUGACCUUAACCCAAAAGUUCCAUCAACUGAUGAACUGUUUGGUUUGAUACACCAUGCAACCCAAGAAUAGAAAGAUGGUCCUCUGUCAUCUCUUCUAAGAGAGCAAACUAAUAUUACCCAUGAGGGGCCUAAAUGAUGAGUUUUAUAUAGGUGUAUAGAUCCUAUGUGGACUGAGUCCACGACACUUAUGGAUUAUAACAAGGUUCUGACCUUUACAAUCAAUGAACAUGUCCCUGUGACUCUGUCAGUGUGGCUGUUAUUUGAGGUACACCUUUGAAGAACUGCAACCCCAGCUACAGUAGUGUCCAGAGCUGGUAUUUUUCAUCUGAACAUUCAGGACCUGGGGUGGGAUGAGUAUGUUGCCAGCUGGUUAGAAACAAGGAGAUACCAAUCUGAAAAAGCUUUGAUUAAUGUAGAUCUUGCCAGUUUGUACAUCAAGACGAGUGCCAAGAACAUGCCCACAGUGUUUUUGCUGACAGAUGCCCAGGUUUCAGAUGAACGCUUUCUUGUGCUGAUUGAUGACUUGCUGGCAUCAGCUUUGCUGGAUGCUGAGCUGGGCCUUGUUGCACAGCUGAGACACUUGAUUACAAACACAGACUCAGAAGCUGGAUCUGAGCAUCUCAGGGGAGCUGUGGGGCCCCUCGUAGAAGAUCUAAAAUCCAAACUUGCUUCUCAAGAGACAGAACUGCAACUGAGAAAUCAAGAUGCUGAAGGUUUGAUUGCUAAGACAGGGUUUCAGACUGAGAAAGUGAGCCUAGAAAGAGCCAUUGCAGACACUGAGGAGCAAAAGGUUAAUCUUACAGAAGCAAAAGCUUUCACCAAUCUACCAAUGGCUGUAAUUGGUGUUACUGCUGCAGUAACAGUUUUACAGCCAUAGAAAGUGCCCAAAGACCAAAGCUGGAAAGCCACAAAAGUCUUUAUGGGAAAGGUAAGCAACUUCUUACAAGAUUUAAUCAACUGUGGUAAGGAGCAUAUUCCUCUGAAUUGUCUGAAAGUCAAGGAGCAUUACUUGAAGGAUCCAGAUUUCAACCCAAAUUAUGUCCAUACAAAAUCCAUUGCAGCAGCUGGUCUCUGUGCCUGGGUACUGAUAUUGUAUCUCUUUUUCAAUGUGUAUUUGGAGCUAGAACCAAAAUAUUCUACAUUGGCCCAAGCAAAUGCUGGAUUAGCAGCAGCUACAGAAAAACUGGAAAUCGUCAGGAAAAAGCUUCUUGUUCUGAAUAGCAAUAUGAAUGUGCAUAAGCUCACAUCUUCACUUGAGAAAGUUGCAGAGAAAAUCCAAUGUCAAGAUGAUGUGAAACAAACCACCAGAAGUAUUGAAGUGGCCAACAGAUUAGUAAAGGGAUUUGAGUCUAAAAACAUACAUUGGACCCAGUCUGUUGAAACUCUCAAAGCACAAAACAAACCUUUAUGUAGUGACGGCUUAUUAAUAGCAGCAUUUGUGUUUGCAUCCUUCACAAAAUAGUAUCGCCAAGAACUGAUGGAACAUUUCUGGUUUCCUUUUCUAAAGUCACGAAAGGUUUCUGUUCUUGUGAUGAAGGGUCUGGACAUGACUGCCACGUUGACAGAUGAUGCUAUGAUUGCAGCAUUGAGUAACGAGCGGCUGCCCAGUGAUAGGAUGUGAGCAGAAAACGUCACUAUUCUAACAAACUGUAAGUGCUGCCCUCUGAUGAUAGAUCCCCAGCAACAGGGAAUUAAAUGGAUAAAGAAUAAAUAUGGAGCUGACCUUAAUGUUGUGCGUCGAGGACAGGAUGGUCACCCUCUCUACAAGCUGGAACUGCAGACUUAGACCAUCCUCAUUAAUUUCACUGUCACCAGGGAUGGGCUAGAAGACCAGCUGUUGGCUAAGAUUGUCAGUGCUGAAAGGCCAGACUUAGAAAAAUGUAAGUCCAUCCUGGCCAAGCAGCAGAAUAAUUUCAAGACUGAGCUCAGGUCACUGGAGGAUGGCAUGCUGCUCAGCUUGUCAGCUUCCCAAGGGAGCUUCUUAGACAACAGUGAACUUGUAGAGAAACUCAAAUCAACAAAGUCGACUGCAGCAGAAAUACAGCACAAGGAAGCUGAAGGCAGAGAAAAUGAAUCUCAGGUUAACGUGACAAGAGAGCACUACAGAUCAACAGCUGUAAGAGUGUCCAUUCUUUACUUUGUUAGUAGCAGCCUGCGCAGCUCGAACCCCAUCUACCAGUUUUCACUGAAGGUAAAAAUUUAUCAUCUUGCUGUAUUUGGUUUCAAACAGGCUGAAAAAUCAGGGGAUAUUCAGUGUCAUAUGUCUAACCUGAGAUAAGCUGUCACAUAUUCAGCCUUUCUUUUCACAAGCCAAGGACAUUUUUAAAAGGAUCAGCUCAGUUCCUUAGCCCAAACACCUUUUCAGGUGACAAAAAAUUUUCAGAUCAAUGAUGUUGAUAUUUACUGGCUUUGUUGUCUCUUCACUAGAAGCAGUGGUACUAGGAUGGAUCAUAAGGAAUGGAAAUCUGUACAGCAAGUGAAAAGUUGA
Molecule: messenger RNA, 2950 nt
Organism: Neopsephotus bourkii (Bourke's parrot)
Lineage: Eukaryota; Metazoa; Chordata; Aves; Psittaciformes; Psittacidae
Gene: DNAH11
Product: dynein axonemal heavy chain 11
Biological process (GO): microtubule-based movement
Cellular component (GO): dynein complex
Molecular function (GO): dynein intermediate chain binding; ATP binding; minus-end-directed microtubule motor activity
Source: RefSeq, a predicted model, not a curated record